Molecule: messenger RNA, 2898 nt
Organism: Fomitopsis serialis
Lineage: Eukaryota; Fungi; Basidiomycota; Agaricomycetes; Polyporales; Fomitopsidaceae
Exons: 5
Coding region: 20-2575 (851 amino acids)
Source: RefSeq, a predicted model, not a curated record
CGGCUCGUCCAGCACGGUCAUGUCCUCUACCGCACUCAACGAACCUAUCGCAGAUAGGGAGUCAAUCCACAAGUCGUGCAGGUCGCUCGAAGCCGUCGUCAACGUGCUCAAUGACUACUGUGAGGCCGCAAAUGCGAUCCUAACUCUGCAGCGGAAGCUCGUCAAGGCCUUGCGAGAUGCGGCGGCGGCGAAGUGUGUGCCUGAGAUACCAGCGAACGCGCUGAACGUGAGCGCGACCAUCUUCGACACGCUCUGCGAAGUGGACGCAAAGUUCGUCAAGCUCGCCGACAAGGAGUGCGACGCGGUCAGUGCGGAGGUCAAGAAAUGGUUCAAGAAGCUCGCUAAAGAAGAGCGUGCGUACGACGAUCGCCUCGCCAACGCCAACGCCAAGCUCAAGCAAGCCGGGCAACUGUACGAGAAGAAGGCCAAGAAGAACCCGCAGGACGCGGCCGACGAGCAUGCGCGUUACAUGAACAUCCUGACCACUCUGGGCCCCGAGAUCAACCAGGAGAAGUACAACCACUCACUCAUGGUGACGCGUAGGCAUCACUCGACGAUACACAGCUUGGCCGCCAGUCUCUCUCGCGUGGCGGACGCAGAAUGGCUUCGCUCCUGCGAGGGCGUGAGACGCUCUGCUCCUACCAUCGGACAGCUCGGCGAAUGGCGCGUCUACUGCGAGGGUGGAUGGUCAGGCCCGCUGCCUGCAGACCUACCGAACGGCGAGGCUCCUGAUCGUCCCGACCGCUCGGUCACGCCAAUUGCUCAAGGACGUGCGGCGACGCCGAACAUGGAGAAGUCGCCACAAGGUCCCAGUACCCCGAUGUUGGAGAAGCCUGCGCCCGAGUAUUCAUCGCGUCGUCCGAGCGAGCAGGAGACAGAUGCAUCUUCACGAGCCGUCACGCCGUCCCACGACUCGUCACCCGCUCCGCCGCAGUAUCACCCUGCGAAGACGAUAGCUGAUGACUCUGUCAGGUCCCUGGCAUCUCUGUCGUCCUUCCCCUCACCGCCUACACAUUUCCCUAUGCCACCUCUUGCGAAGGCCGAGGCUAGCUCUCCGGUGAAGGAGACGAGGCCCGAGUCCCCUCGCGGACCACGUACACCAUCUGAAAUUCUCUUCCAGCGCAGGACAGAGUCACCUAUCCCGCUCGCGCCAUCCGAGACAUCACGCCCCCUACCAUCCCCCGCCGCUCAACGCGCCGAACCUGCUGCCAUUGCCACAUCGGUUCCUGUUGAGACUAAUGGCAAGGCCGUCGACGGGGACGCUACGCAGCAGGGAUCAGAUUCGCAGCACUCGAUUGCGCCGGAGAGUCGAGAUUUGCACGAUCGGCGUGAGGCAAAGACCCCGUCCCCAGUGCUUACGCGCGCUUCGAGCAAGAAGAUCAAGUUUGAGAGUGCAGCAGCUUCAUCAGGUCCGACUAGUUCGAUCGGUGGAUCUUCGCAAGGCGGCGACCAUGUUGACGACGGUGAAUUCGGCGCCCUCAGACCUAGGGAAGAAAAGCGGCCGCGACAAGGUGGACCCGUCGACGCGCAGACCUCGCAGCCGAUCGAGCGGAGCGACACUGGCAUGAGCAACGGCAGCGUAGUGGCUGCCCUGCGUGAUCGAUAUUCACGGAUACCCGAACAACCUACGUCGCCUCGUAAGGAGGUGCCAAGGUCACCGACGAGCGUAUCUAAGAUCGCGAACAAAUACGAGCCCAUCGACGUUGCCCCGACUUCUCCGCGGCUCCCACCUACCUCGCCCGCUGCAGACCGCCGUCGUCUGUCGAUGGAUAUCUCGCGGAAUAGCACACAGCCAUUCCCGACAGAUCGUCGGACCGCCGGUGUGACUUCGACGAGUUACGCCACCAACACGAUGGCCUCAAUACCCAUGCACGACGACAUCGCCAUCCGCCGGCAGCGCAUAGCGGAACUGGAAGAGCUGGAGCUGCGUGAGCAAGAACUAGAGCUGCGCCGCAAAGAGCGCGAGAUCGGGCAAAGGGCGAAGGCACUCGAGGAGGAGCGCGCGCGAAUCUUCAACGCGCGCAGCCCGGACAGCGGGUACGGGAGCGACGCUGCGCGGAGCGGGAUGACGGACCGGCUGUCGAUGAGCCAGCAGUCGGACGCAUACUCAACAUCGUCUGCGCGGCCGCGGUAUACGCCGCACUCGUACAGCAGCGCAGCGCUGGAGCCACCGCGGGCUACGCGCCCGUCUUCCGGUCCACAACCCUCGAGCCAGUCUGGGUCGCCCCUGUACCAACCCGCGUCGGACCAUGCGCCGUAUUGUGGAUGCGAAACGUGUUCUGCGUCCAAAUACGCAUCUCAGGAUACGUCGCCGUCGCCGAUCCACGUACGUCCUGUGCAGGCGCCGCUCCAGCUGCGUCCCGAGAAACCCAAGGGGUGGAUCCGCCGCCUGAGCAUGCCCGUCAUGGGCAAUGCGUUCUCUCUCGACUCAAAGAAGGGUAUCAGCAGCGCCGGUAUCGCCGGCGGCCCUGGUAUGCGCAGUAGUCUUGCGCUACCUGAAGAAGACGGUAUGAUUAGAAGAGACGUCACAGGCGGCGUGCGCAACCGCAGUGCAACCAAUCUCGCGCGGCGAUGACGCUGACACUAUCCGUGUUCAUCCUCAUUGUGUUGCAUAUCUGUCAUGACUGAUACCCGUGUUAUCAUAUGCCCAACUUACGACCCCUAAGGACCUGGGCCUACGCCCGUGGCCUCAACGCAUGUCCUUUCCGACCUCUACGAGUAGCGACGAUGACUUAUUGUAGUAUCUUAUCCAUUGCCGAAUGCCUUCGUCCCGUACUUAAUGAGUAGCUCGGCUGUGCUCCAUUGUUGUUUUUAGUUUCUAGGAAAUCAACGAGAUGUACAACCCGGUGUAUGCGAUAUCGAACGCUGCUUGCGUUCAGUGUUCGAUAUAUCAGGCCG